GGUAGGAGAGGUUGUUGUUGUUGAGCGGAUUGUUGUCAUGUCCCCGCAGUGCCUGUAGUGGUGCUGUGAGGAGUCUGCUGUGGAUCCAACAAAAAUCCUCAGCAGCCUACCUACUGCUUGUAAUUUGCUCUGGAUAGCCUAUAUUUACAUGCAUCCUUAUUUCAAGAUAUACCGAGCUCGAUGAAGAUCGCUGUUACUAUCCUAUCUCUAAUAUCGAUGCACAAAUAGCCUAGCGGAUUCUAAUAGACAUUUCGGCCGUCUAUCUGGAGCGAAUACCUUACACAGCCCAUACCAAUUCAAGCUGAUGUUGUCAAGGACAAGAGUCACGUGAUGUAUGAAGGCAAACACAUACACUUCUCAGAGGUGGACAAUAAGCCGUUGUGCUCAUACAGCCCAAAGCUCUGCAAGCAGCGCAGACUAAAUGGCUAUGCUUUCUGUAUCCGGCACGUCCUGGAGGAUAAGACAGCCCCCUUCAAGCAAUGUGAAUAUGUGGCCAAGUACAACAGCCAGCGGUGUACCAACCCCAUCCCCAAGGCUGAGGACCGCAGAUACUGUAACAGCCACCUGCAGGUUCUGGGCUUUAUCCCCAAGAAGGAACGGAAAAAGAAACAUGAUGCUUUGGAGGAUAUGCGCUCCCGGGCUCACCUGGAGUCGGUGGCUCUCAACAUAACUGUGCCCUCUCUAGCUCUGAAAACUUCCAAUGGUCUAGGUGAACUUCCGCCGUCUCCCCCCUGUACACGUCUGUUACCCCUCCCUGAUGGAGAGCUACUGGACCCUUUUGCCUUUUACGAGGACGACACGGAUGGGGAGGAGGUGGGCACUCCUCGGAAGGGCAGCGCCAUCAAGAAGAAACUACAGAGUCGCCUUGUGCUCAACCAGAAACUCUGCCAUGACACGGACCUCUUCCAGCCACCUCUUGAGCACUUUACUCCCUCGCCUGUCCCCCAUGUCCACCCCUCCUCGCCGCUCAACACUCAUCUCCCACGGCAGCAGUCAGGUCUUCUUCAGCCGCCCCAGCACUCGAGCGUGACAUCUUCAAUCUUCCCCGGACAGCAGCAGGGUUUAUUAUGCAAUCCACCACCACCUCAGACGGUCAACUUUCUGCCUCCACGGAUACCCGCUAAUGCAGCACCCAGUCCAGUGCAACCUUCUGGGCCAUCACUCAGCAGGAAAAUGCCUUUCACUGCUACUCACUUGCCUGUCAGUUGCAAGGACAGUGGCAGUAACAAUCAGCGGCAUGUGGUUGUCAUGCGUCCCGCUGCCUUCUCACCUUCUGCCAGCUGCCUGGCCAGGUUGCAACAUCUGGUGCAGCUCUGUGCCAAGAGACACCGGGAGCACGGAGACCUCUUUCCUCAUUUAGGAUUGGACUGGUCAGAAGACAGUGCUGAUGAUGAUGAUGAUGAUGAUGAUGAAGAGGAGGCGGAGUCAUGUAUUCCAUUCCAGAGCUCUUGGAGACCACAGAAUGGGUUGGAAGACGACAGUGGUUCCUCGCGGAGAACGCGGCUACUUAGGCUUUGCUCGUACCUCCAGGAGAAAUACAAGCACAUGUGCAGGGAGGAGAGGGCGAGUAUCCGCCAAAAGAGAUACCGCUAUGCCUUCCGCAAAGCCUUGCUGCACGCCGCCAGUAACAACCCAGACUGUGCCGGGCAGCUGAUCCAGGAGUUACGUGGUGCCUCUCGAAGCUCCUCAAGUGCGGCUCCAGCAAGGCAGCAGAACACAGAUACGGGGACCUGCACUGGCAGCACAAAGGGCCAGGUCUGCAACAACAGGGCUCUGCCCUUCACUCAACACUGCUUUCAGCACAUCCUGUUGAAUCGUUCCCAGCAGCUCUUUGCUAGCUGCACAGCCAAAUUUGCAGAUGGUCAGCAGUGCUCCAUCCCCGUGUUUGAUAUCACACACCAGACACCACUCUGUGAAGAGCAUGCCAAAAAAAUGGUAAGAAUGGGGACUUAUUGCCCACCACGGAGGAGGCUGAGGAGCUGGUGCGUGCACUGCAGGCUAUGGGGUCCUACCCAGACUCUUUGGUGUGCUUGACCUCCAUGGGAGACCUGGCGCCCUCUGAAGGAGUGGACCACCGCGCCUUGACUGUGUUCCCUGGUCCGGUCCAGCCGGGGGGCAUGGGGGACCUGCUCAACAGCCGCAUCCCUACAGAGAACUUCACCAGCCUCGAGCUGGAGGACAAUCUACUGCAGUCCACCGGGGGUCACUUCCCCCCGUCGCCGCCAUCUCAGCCCCCAAACCAGCCCCCAACGUCGUGCUCCAACCUGACCUCGUCUUCUUCUACAGUAGCCCCCCCCACCACCUCCCUGCUCACUCAGACCUCCAUAACAGAGCGAACGUUUUCCCGGACACACCCAUCCCAUGUGCUGGCCAAGUCGGACGCACCCACAACAUCUCCCCAAGGCAGCCACUACAGCAGUGAGCACGUGCCAUCCCCAUACAGUGACCACAUAUCUUCUCCCCAUGCCAGCUCCUUCCAGACAGACACCCCUCUGCUGCUGGAAGUCCCCCUCAGCGGGGUACCAGGACCCCCACGCUCAACAUGGAACAAUCUCGCUCUCCCCCUCACCGACCCCACGCAGUUUGGCAAUCUCAUAGGAUCCGAAAGUCAUCUAAUAUCCACCUCCCUGUCCACUCCCCCGGCCACCACCCACUCUGUGACGCUGCAGCCCAUGGCUGCGCUCUCAGCGAUGCCCCAGAGUGGUUUGACGGGUUUAUCGACUUCCCCUGCCCCCUCAUCCUCCCUCCCAUCCUCUUCACAUGAUCUUUUGACCUCCACACAGCCCAAGCAACAGCUCCCUCAGUUCAGCGCUGCCUUUGGCCAUCAAUUGGCCUCCCACAGUGGCAUCCCAAAAGACGUGCAGCCCAGUCACAGCUCCACAGCACCCCCCGCUGGCUUUUCCAUAGUUAGUGCCACCGCUGUAAGUGCCAACAGCGCCACACCACCCUUCACGCAAAGUAAAUGAGAGCAGGCGGCCUGCAGAGGCUGCGCGAUGGUUUCGUGGACUCAGUCACUUACAAUCCAGGCGACUGGCUUUCUGACUGACCACCCUUCUUCAUCUGCUACAUGUGUGCAAUGUGGUAAUAGUGCACUAUUUGAUAAUGAAUUUGCACAACCUCAGAUUUUCCUCGACAUUUUCUAUUUUCGUUCUUUUAUUCUGCAGCCAGACGGUCUCCGGGAUUUUAAGUCAGUGUGAGUCCACUCGUUUGAUGCCUUGUGGUUUCGUCAGCAGGGGCUAACAGUCAGAUUUUAUGGUGAAAUUAAUGGGUGAAGAUUGGCGGAAGGACCUUAGCAGAGAUUAUGUGUCACAGUGCUCAGAGUUCAUUGACGUAGAAGCCUCAAUCAGUGGUCGCGUUGUUUGCUUUGCCAGUUCAGUCCUGUCUUUAAAUGAUCAACUGUACCCUGCCUUGCUCAGAUGGUCAUUGCGUUUUUAUUUUUCCACCUGUUCCAUACACUGCUUCACCCUCUGAAAAAGAAGAGUACAGGUUGUGACACGUGACCCAUUAUGUUUCAAGCUAUUUAACUGUUAUCAUGAUAUAGAAUCUUACUGAGUCAGAUUUCACAGUCAUAUAAAUUUACCAAAAUACUUUUAAACAGCUGUUUUUAUAUUGUGUAUACUGUAUAUGUGCUCAUUUAUUGGUUUGCUCAGAUGUCAAAAUCUCUGACCUCACCAUUGGUUGUGGGACUCUGAGUGGCCUAGUAGACACUUGAAGGUAAAUAUAGUUUCUUAAAGCAAUAAACACAUUAACAUAACUCUAGCAUUGUAAGGUAUUUUAUUGGUCUCAUUACAUGUAGCUUCACUUGCUGAAACCAGGCUGGAUCAGGAAUAUAUUUUGGUCUCUAUAACUGUUGUAAACUGUUUUUUUUUAUUUUACAACAGUUUCACUCAGAACCAGAGCCUAUAGAGACCAGUGAUCAGGUCAGCCUAACUCCUUCUCUCGGGUCACACCGGGUGGAUUUUUUUUAAGGCUAAUAAAUGAGUUUCAGUGUUAAUGUUAGGGGUGAUGAUGGCGAAAUCCAGGGACUUUUAAGUGUCUACUUUCAAAGGUGCUCUCUGGUCCACAUACACAAUGGUCAUUAAUGACUUUCAUGUCUCAUAAAAGGCUAAAUCAGUUUCAGGACUCCAAGGAAACCCACUUUAAUAGGUCAAGGCCAGACGAACCAGAGAAGGUGUUAGGUAGUAAUUUAAAUGGCUUAAAUUGGUGUGUUGAGCAUGUCUGAGGUAAAGCAAAGUAGGUUUUACUCUAAAAACUCUAUUAUAAAGUGAUUUUUAAGCUAAAUGAUGCAAACUUGGGGUCUGAUUUGAUUUUUUUAUAAAAAUGAGAACUGCCACCCGAGGGCUCGUCCCCUGUCUGUUAAUGACUCAUACAGCAGUACAACCAUUUUUAAUAAAUAUUAUAUUAGACAUUUGACAGAUUGUCAGACAUUGUUGAGUAUUAGGUAUAUAGAGUAGCAGUCUCUAUCUUGGGGUUUGUUGGUGAAUUAUUGAGUAGCAAUGGAUUGAAAUUGUUAUUUGCAAUGUAUUCAGUGGAACCUGUGUCUUGUGGAAUGAGUCUCUUCGCUUUUUAAUGGCUAUCAAAAUGUUUGUUAAGUUCUCUUUGAAUUUGGAGGGAUCAAUGUUUGUAUGCCGUGUAUGCUGUCAUUCUGUUUUUAAAGAAUAUCCUGAUGGAGAAUAUUUUUGAUAGCUAUUAAACUCCAGGAAGAAGUCUGAGAUCGCAUGGGGGCAUCAACCUUCUGUGUGAGAGCGUUAUAAUAUUAUUAGAUUAUGGUCACUGGCUUGAUUGUCGGCAGUAUGAAACAUAGGAAUAUAUGCAUUGCCAUUUCAUUUUGUGGAGAAAAACAGAUUGACGUACAGUAUGUUGUUUUUCGACAUGGAUUUGCACAGGAGUGGAUGAGGCCGGUGGAGUUUCAUAUGUCCCGUGUCUGUCUUGCCUUUUUUUUUUUUUUUCCCC
Molecule: messenger RNA, 4953 nt
Organism: Morone saxatilis (striped sea-bass)
Lineage: Eukaryota; Metazoa; Chordata; Actinopteri; Moronidae
Gene: ino80da
Product: INO80 complex subunit D
Cellular component (GO): nucleus
Source: RefSeq, a predicted model, not a curated record